AACUGCUCACCGACACGCAACCAGCAGCCAGUCGAGUUGAUGAACCCGGUGGUCGCAUCUCGGAUUGACCUGCGUUUCACUUCUUCUGGUUUAUAUCGAUCUAAAGGAUUUUAGUCAAAAACAGGAGCGACAGCACGCUAAAGAGGUAACAUCUAUACAGAGCAGUUUGUCAACUUGUCAUUGUGGUGCAAACAUGACUGAGGUGGCGCAGAUUGCGGCUGUAGUCGCACACGACAUGGACGAUGUCACAAAUGAAAGUGAACUCAACAUGAGCGAUGCAGAAAACAAGGAAGAUCAUACGACACAUGAGGAAGACGACGUGGUGGUUGAUGAACAAGACAACGACGCAGCCGAGGAGAAAAGUGAGGAGACUUCACAUAUAGAAAACAAAGAGCCUUCCCACAAGAAUGAUGAAGAAAGUAUUGAGCCUGACAACAAGACACACAUGAACGGUGUGGAUCACAAGGAGAAGGACACAGCCGAUGAGAAAAAUGAAAGCUCAGAAGCUGUUAAUGGUGAAGAACAGGACACAGAGACGAAGGAGGAUGCAGAACCUGACACAAAUAAAGACCAGAGUAUUUCGGAUCUGGCACUAAAGAAAGAGAAACUCCUCCGAUCCAGAAAGCCGGUGGCUAGAAGCUACGUGCCAAACCUGAACAAAGACAAGGGGGAAGUGACGGGCAAGUUUGAGGCCAUGCAGAAGGCCAGGGAGGAGCGCAGCAGACAGAGGAACAUGAACGAGCAGCAGAAAAGGAAGGAGCAAUACAUCAAGGAGAGAGAGUGGAGUCGCAGGAAGCAGCAGAUAAAAGAACUGCUCGCUUCCAGUGAUGAGGAAGAAGAGGUGAAGCCAGCAAAGGUAGAAAAAUCCUACGUCCCCAAAAUCACAGGUAGUGUGAAGGGGAAGUUUGCAGUAAUGGAAAAACAAAGAGCAGAGGAAGAAAGGAAGAGAAUGGAAGAAGAGAGGAAGAAGAGGGAAGCCCAGGACAAUAUGGAAAAAGCCAAAAUAAAGAAAGAAUUGGCUCAGAAAGCAGCUGAGGAUGGAGAUGACACAAUCCUGGUACGAGUGGUUCCAGCGAAGUCAUCCCGACCUCCGGGCAGAAUCAAGCUGAACUUUGAAGACAUGGAGAAGAAUCGAGAGGAGGAAGUGAAGAAGAAGGCCGAGGAAGAGAAGAAGAGACGGUACGAUGAAAACAGACGCUCCUUCAGGGAUGCCAAGCGACGCUCGGUUGUUCAACAGGAGGAUGAGGAGGAGAAGCCUUCAGAGAAGGCGCAGGUGACUCCUGGAAAGCUGAAGAUGACAUUCGAGGAGCUGGAGAAGGAGAGGCAGGAGCACAGGAGGAAGCAGGCUGAGGAGGAAGCCAAGCGCCGCCUGAUAGACGAGAAGAAAGCUUUUGAGGAGGCCAGGCUGGGAAUGGGAGAAGAUGUGGAGGACACUCAGCCAGCUCAGGAAGACAAGGAGGAGUUCCGACCUGGAAAACUGAGGCUGAGCUUUGAAGAGCUGGAACGGCAGAGGGUAGAAGAAGAGCGCAAGAAAGCAGAGGAAGAGUACAAGAGACGAAUGGUGGAGGAGAGAAGAGCUUUCGCUGAAGCCAGGAAGAGCAUGCUUGUAGAUGAGGAUGACGAGGGGCUGAUGGCCUUACUGAACCUGGAGGGCAGUAAGCCCGGGAAGAUAUGCGCCAGUUUUGAGGAUCUGGAACGCCAGAGAAGAGAGGACGAGCAGAAGAGGGCAGAGGAGGAGGCCAAGAAGAGACUGGAAGAGGAGAAGAGGCUCUUCGCUGAGGCCCGAAAGAACAUGAGCUCUGGCCUGGAUCAGGAAAUGUCUGCAUAUGGAGAUGAAACAGUACAAGAUGAGGAAGAAGGGAUGGUGAAGAGUGAAUCUCAGGAAGCACUGCACCCUAGAAAACUGGAGAUGAACUUUGAAGAGCUACUGAAAGAGAAGGAGGAAGCUGAGAGGAGACGCAAGGCAGAGGAGCGCAAAAAGAAAAUGGAGCAGGAGAAGCAGGAAUUUGAACAACUCAGACAAGAGAUGGGCGAGGAUGUAGUGAAUGAAAGCUCAGAUGUUGUAAGCAAAGAGUAUGAAGAACUGACCAAGCUCAAGAGGACUGGCUCCAUCCAGGCUAAGGACCUCAAGUCUAAAUUUGAGAAGAUCAAACAGCUGACUGAAGAGGACAUUCAGAAAAAGAUUGAGAUGGAGAGAGCACGGAGGAAGGCCGUUGAUGAUGAAAUUAAAGAGAGAGAAGCUGAGAGGUUCCAGGAGGAGGAUGAGGAAAAACAAACAACUCCAGCGAAGGCCGAAGAGUCACCAUUCAAACAGAAGGUGGAUAUGAAAGCCCGAUUUCAACAAAUGGCCAAAGCCAGAGAGGACGAGGAGGAGGAGAAAAAAAAAAAAAAAAUAAAAAAAAAAAAAAAAAAAAAAAAUGCUGCCCUCCAAAAAAAGAAGGAGGAUGAUGUGGAGGACGAGGGUAGCAUCAUCAACGGCUCUGCGGCCUAUGAAGAUGAGGAGGAUCAUGCCAGAUCGGGGGCUCCGUGGUUUAAAAAGCCCCUUAAAAAUCAAUCAGUGGUGGACUCGGAGCCAGUUCGGUUCACCGUUAAGAUCACCGGAGAGCCCAAGCCGGAGGUGACCUGGUGGUUUGAGGGAGAGAUGCUCCAGGACUGUGAGGACUAUCAGUACAUAGAGAGAGGAGAGACAUACUGCCUCUACCUGCCGGAGACCUUCCCAGAAGACGAGGGAGAGUACAUGUGCAAGGCUGUGAACAGCAGAGGCACAGCAGCAAGUACCUGCAUCCUCACAAUAGAAAGUAAGACCACCUUGGUGUGAUUGCAUGCCUGCAUGAUACCUCCCAUCUGGAUUUCAACCUCUCUCUCUCUCUCUCUCUCUCUCUCUCUAUAAAGUGGAUCGCAUGCUCCUCUUCCUCGUGAACUCAGGCCGAUGUGGAUAACUGCUCUUCUGUUUCUUUCUUGCAGCUUAUGACUACUGAUGCCCUUCCAUGUUCUGGAAACUUUCCCAGUUGUCUCUCACUCCUUUUUAAAACUUUGUCCCUCAUGGUAUGGUCAAACAGCAGAGGGAAGAAAAUAGCAGUACGCUUGGCAUUCCUAAGGGAGGGAUACACAACACAAAAAAAAUGCGACAUGUUGUUUACGUUUGUAAAGCUGCACUCCCUGUAGAGUAGGAUGAUACUUGUGCCAAAAACAGACACGAUUCUUGUUCCCAUGCCAAGGGUUGUCUUUGCUGCGAGGCCCUUAUGAUAUUUGUGAGACUAGCAAUUUUUAAGUAUCAUAGUACUGUAUUGUAAAUAUCACUCUUUAUAGUCCAAACAUGGCAAACAUUAUGUUUGAGACAAUGAAAUGUAAAAAAUAAGAUUUGUACUAAUUUUAAAGAACAAGGUAAGGGAAUAUCAGUAAAACAUCUUGCUUCGGUAUUCUACUACUGCUCAAUAACUUUACAAUAUUAAUCAAUUUUCUGUACUCUUUGCCAUAUUACAGUAGUAAAUGGUAUUGUGAUACUUGUCAGGUAUUAUAUAGAGGGGUAACAUCGCUUAAUCAUCACUUAAUUAAAAUUCCACAGUGAAGGGUCUGUUGACAAUGAUAUUGCAAAAACAAAUCAGUUGAACUCACAUGUACAUCCUGAUUUUUAAUUAAACUCUUUUGGUCCAGAUUAAAUGUAAUGUGACUGCAGCAUCUAAAAAAGAUGAAUAUGUUCAUUUUUCAUGUACCAACCCCCUUUUCUUGUUUUGAGUUAAAUGUAAUACCCUUAAUACAGUUGUACUUAUUCAGUUGUGCUGGACAGUGGGUGACCGUUUUAUGGUUUGAUAAUAAAGUAAACAUAGGCCAGCCUGAAUAUUUGUCAUAUUAUAAAUGAAAAUGUUUUAAUAAAAUGAACAAAAAUAUUAGGGUAA
Molecule: messenger RNA, 3896 nt
Organism: Perca fluviatilis (European perch)
Lineage: Eukaryota; Metazoa; Chordata; Actinopteri; Perciformes; Percidae
Gene: nexn
Product: nexilin (F actin binding protein)
Exons: 14
Coding region: 194-2818 (874 amino acids)
Biological process (GO): axon guidance; dendrite self-avoidance; homophilic cell-cell adhesion
Cellular component (GO): axon; plasma membrane
Molecular function (GO): cell-cell adhesion mediator activity
Source: RefSeq, a predicted model, not a curated record